Messenger RNA from Calidris pugnax (ruff), 731 nucleotides. Its product is annotated as beta-microseminoprotein-like. The transcript has 4 exons. The coding region runs from base 155 to 490 and encodes 111 amino acids. The record is from RefSeq and is a predicted model, not a curated record. Lineage: Eukaryota; Metazoa; Chordata; Aves; Charadriiformes; Scolopacidae.
CAACAUAACUGCAUUUGAGUUGAGUAAGCUUUCCCCACCCCCCAGCCCCCUCUAGACUUCAGUUGCUCAACAUAAAGGCACCAUAAAAUAUUUCCUCUCAGAUUCCGCAUAAAGCACUUGCAGAAUUCUUCUGGAGACUUGGAGCUCUUCCACAAUGAAGAGCUUCCUGGCUUUCCUUGUUGCAAUGGGCAUCAUAGUGACCCUGGGCGAUGCAUACUGCUUUACUAAACCUCAGAGGCCCGGGGAUGCCAAAGGAGGCUGUCUCUUGGAUGGAAAACUGUACCCCUUUGGAUGGAUUGAGAGGACAGACACUUGCUUCCAAUGCAGCUGCAGCCCACAUAAGAUGAGUUGCUGCUCCCUCUUUCACACCCCUACCGAUUAUGACAAAGAGAACUGUAAAGUCGUUUUCAACCGGGAAAGCUGUGACUACGACGUGGUGCGGAAGAAUGACCCCUCCAAGAAGUGUGCUGUCUACGGCCGUGUGGGCUGACAGCCCAGCUGCUCCCAACCCCUCUGCACUGUGCAAUUCCUCUCCCCUUCCUACAGAUGCUUUGCCAUCAGAGAAGCUCAAAGACGUGGGAGAUCUCGUGAGAGAGAGCACUUCAGCAUCGCGCUUCUAAUCUCCCAAUUGUUCUAAUAAGAGGCCUAAUCAGAUGCCAUGUCCCAUUUCUGUCAUUACUUGCAUUGGUAUCACUCAGCUUCCCUGAAUACAAUAAAUACGGAUGAAACAC